GGAAGGUAACUCGUUAACCGAAAUCUCGUUAACCGAGGUGCUCGUUCACCGAGAGACCACUGUACAGUACUACUUCAGAUUUCAGCAGAUGUUGCACUGGCCUACAAUAUACAGUCUCAUUCAAGAUUCUUCGAACACUGCUGGAGACAGCUGGCAACUCAAGGCCGUUUGUUUACUAUAGUAUGUAGUAAAAUUUAUGAAUGAAUAUUAAAGUGAUCAGUAGUUGAUUACCUAGUUCCCCGUUGCUUAAUUUGAUGGAUGGGCUCUGUUGAUUCGUAUUAUAUUGUACGUACUAUAGUAAACAAACGGCCUUUAGUUGCCAGCUGUCUCCAGCAGUGUUCGAAGAAUCUUGAACGAGACUGUACGUGUUUCUUUCGAAACACAUAAAUCCUCUAUUUUUUUAAUAAGUAUUGUCGACAUUAAUAAUAAUAGCAAUAGUUGUGAUGUGCAUGUGUCUAGGAACAAGAUGUUAUGGAUGAAGGACGGUACAAGGUAAAGACCGAGAAAGGAUCCACCAGCCUCACCAUCUGUGAUGUGGUGUCGGACGACUGUGACAAGUACAGUACACCAUUAUAGUGAGGAACUCCCUCGCAGAACACGCAGCCUGUGCCUCUCUUGCUGUUGGAAGUAAGUGUUUAUGGAUAUUGAGAAAUUGAAAAGCUCGCGUGUUGUAGCCCUUGUGGUGAAAUAUCUAAAUUCAGUUGAUAGGGAUUAAGAAGGAUUAAUGCAGUUGAUAUAUAUUAGUCACUGUACUAUUUUAUUGCCUAUUAUUAGUUUGAAGAUUUUAUUCUUGAGCGCCUUAGGUCAGGUAAACCUGCCAUCAUGUCAACAGUUGUACGUAUAGGAAAAUUAAGAACACUGUAUAAUUGUAGUAUGAUUGUAUAUGGUUAAGGGUAUUUGUAUAUGGUUAGGGUUAUUUGCAUCUACAAUUUUUGAGUGUUUGCAUACAGUCUUGCAAGCCAUCACCCCUGUGGUUAAUGUUUAUUAUUUGUGUUCUAAUAAAAUCAAUGUAUUUACCUGGGAUUGCUUCCUUGAUUUGUUUUAUCACAGGUGCUCCUGAGCCUCCAGCAGCCAAACCCAACCGCAGUGAAGUAACAGCCGACUCGAUCACCUUGUCUUGGUACGGUCCAACUUUUGAUGGCGGCUCAGUGGUGAUGGGGUACACAGUGGAGGCACGUAAGGCUGGCAGCGACGACCGGUACACUCUUAUCAGUGGGUGCCACUUGACCUCGUACAUUGCCAGGGGCCCCAAGAAGAACUGUCAGUACGAGUUCCGAGUACGUGCCCAGAUUGUACAUGGACUGUCAGAGCCAUCAAAACCCUCCACACCAGUCACCACCGCUGAUCCUGUGGAGGAACCUGAGCCUGAAGAUCAUGAGACAGCAUUUGCACCCCUGAAUGUUGAAAUUGAGCCUGGAAGUCUAUUCGACAAGCAGUACAGCUUACAUGAGGAAGUGGGGAAAGGUCGCUUUGGUAUAGUGUACAGAGUGACUGAGAAGAACUCUGGGGUGAGAAGAACUGCAAAGAUCAUCAAGUGCAUAAUUGCCAAAGAUAAAGAAAAGGUUUGCGAGGAAGUUGACAUCACGAAUUCACUUCGGCAUCCCAAACUCCUUCAGCUCGGAGCUGCUUAUGAACGACAGAGAGAAAUGGUUAUGGUCAUGGAGUAGAAUCAUGUGUGGGCGGCAGGCAUGGGUGGGUGUAUCGUGGGCGUGUGUGCUAUGGGUGUGGUUAGCUACGGACCUGUCAGCGGCUCCAGCAACUAAAAAUGAAGGGAAUUCUACAAUGGUAACAGUGCCGUCAGACUUGCUGGUACAGUUACUGGACGUCAGCAGGUCGUUACAGAAGUUACUACCAGCUGACAUCCUCAUCCCCCUGCUUGAUGUCAGCCCCAAGGAAGUACUGGCUCGGGUUAACGACGAAGGACCAAACUCACUGUUAACUCUGGCUCUACGUCACCACGCUCUACUGCAACAACGUAACGAAGAUUUACUCACCCAACAAGGUCGUUGUACUGCCCAGAUCGAGUCUCCACAGGAGGAUAAACAAGAACUCCGUCUACAGCUACAGAGUGAAGGACUGCGCCGGUCAUCAGACUGAAGGGGCGACCGAGAGUGGAAUGUAUGAAAUUUACCCAUCAGAGAGUUGGACUGAGGUGCAUCUGGGUAGACUCUCAGCCUUUU
Homarus americanus (American lobster) is the source of this 2180-nucleotide messenger RNA. RefSeq names its product myosin light chain kinase, smooth muscle-like. The coding region runs from base 978 to 1667 and encodes 229 amino acids. Gene Ontology annotation, molecular function: protein serine/threonine kinase activity; protein binding; ATP binding. The transcript has 9 exons. Gene Ontology annotation, cellular component: nucleus. Gene Ontology annotation, biological process: intracellular signal transduction; positive regulation of apoptotic process; protein phosphorylation. NCBI's taxonomy places the organism in Eukaryota, Metazoa, Arthropoda, Malacostraca, Decapoda, Nephropidae. The record is from RefSeq and is a predicted model, not a curated record.